Molecule: messenger RNA, 573 nt
Organism: Strongyloides ratti
Lineage: Eukaryota; Metazoa; Nematoda; Chromadorea; Rhabditida; Strongyloididae
Exons: 2
Coding region: 1-573 (190 amino acids)
Source: RefSeq, a predicted model, not a curated record
AUGGGAGGAUCGUACUUUAGUGAAAAUGAAUAUUGGAUUGCAGUUCUUGAUUUAUUUUUAUUCAUAACAAUUCUUGCUUUAUUAGUUUAUAUUAUUAUUAAAUGCUUUGUAGUAACACCAGUAUCAUAUACUACAAGUGAUUGUAUUUAUUCUUCUUCGGACAUUUUUAAAUAUCCAUAUAAUGACACAAAUCAAAGAUUAAUUACAAACACUUCUAUUUCACCGGGAUUUAUUGAUACUACAGAAUCUGGUACUAAUAAUGUAAAUAUAUUUCUAACAGUUGAAAGUAAAGAUAAAAUUGGAUUAUCUUCAAAUGAAAAAGAACUUAGAAACAUUGAAGAAUUGACAACAUCAUCAACAUUAAAAACAUUACCAUCAAAUUUCAAUAAUAAAGAAAUUAAAAAAAAAGAUGUACAACAGGAGGGUGGAAAAAUUAUUAUGGAUAAAAAAAAUAUUGAAGUAAACAAAAGUAUUACAAAUUCUUCUUUUGUAGAUCCAUCAACAAUUGGUUACACAACUUCUGGUGAACCUUUAAGUAUUGUAUCUUCAAAAUGUACCUCUAAUCACAAAUAA